Messenger RNA from Didymodactylos carnosus, 642 nucleotides. NCBI's taxonomy places the organism in Eukaryota, Metazoa, Rotifera, Eurotatoria, Philodinida, Philodinidae. The record is from the annotation of a GenBank genome assembly.
AUGGCUCUUACAAAGAACAAAUUGUAUUACCCAAUGAAAACACAACAACAAACAUUUUCACCGUUAAUUAUCCCAAUUAGUAUUAUUAGUGCAUUAUUACUGAUUGGUUUAGCACUUGCUUUAGGUCUGGGUAUCGGACUUCGACCAGAAACCAAUGAAAAUUUAACAAUAGGCACAAGAACGAGUACAAGCUUUCAAUAUCAACGACAAGUUCCUCGGAAGUUACCACAAAAUUAUACAUUUUAUUCUUUUAUUUACGCAACCCAUGCUGGACGUACAUCAGCUAUAUUGACAUUUAGUCUAAUAAACUAUCCAAGUUUUUGGUAUUUGGAUGAUAUUUCAGUAAAAUCAGUUUCAGAUGGUAAAGAACUGUUAAAAGAUGGUGGUUUCGAGUCAGGAGCAUCCUUUUCAGCACGGACAUAUUGUAACCCAAGCGGGGAGCUAACUGGGGGACAAAUUACAAACUACAGUUCACACACUGGUUCAUAUUGUUAUCGAGAUGGCGCAAUGGACAAUGAUGACUAUCUUUCUCAAAUAUUUCCAAUAGCUAGUGGUCAAAAGUAUAAUAUUAGUUUCUGGCUGUCAUCUAGAGGUGGCAGUAUGAAUGAAACAGUACUAGCUCAAAUAACAGUACAAUCUUGA